Messenger RNA from Diaporthe batatas, 339 nucleotides. RefSeq lists its product as uncharacterized. The coding region runs from base 1 to 339 and encodes 112 amino acids. The record is from RefSeq and is a predicted model, not a curated record. The transcript is spliced from 2 exons. Lineage: Eukaryota; Fungi; Ascomycota; Sordariomycetes; Diaporthales; Diaporthaceae. Gene Ontology annotation, biological process: mitochondrial respiratory chain complex III assembly.
AUGGCGGCCCUCCAAGCCUACCGCAGCCUCCUCCGCGCGACACGCCUCACCUUCCAGGGCGACGAGCGGCUCCUCGCCGGCGCCAGGGACCAGAUCCGCGCGGGCUUCCGCGAGAAGGCCUCCCUGUCCCCCUCCGACCCUGCUGUCGCGCCCGCUGUGGAGCACGCGCAGCAGGUCGCCGCUCUUCUGCGGGAGAAUGUGGUCCAGGGCAAGAACGAGGGCGACGGGAGAUAUAAGCUGCGGAUUCACGAGCAUACCGAGCGGGGCGACAAUGAUACCAUCAAGACGGCGGCUGGGCAGACCGUCAAGGUUGGGGGUGUUGGGUGCUGCUCGAGCUGA